This is a messenger RNA of Medicago truncatula (barrel medic), 1396 nucleotides long. Its product is annotated as vesicle transport protein SFT2B. Bases 203 to 739 code for a protein of 178 amino acids. Lineage: Eukaryota; Viridiplantae; Streptophyta; Magnoliopsida; Fabales; Fabaceae. The transcript is spliced from 6 exons. The record is from RefSeq and is a predicted model, not a curated record. Gene Ontology annotation, biological process: vesicle-mediated transport. Gene Ontology annotation, cellular component: membrane.
GUCAAUAAGUUAGUUUGAGUGAAGUGAGUCGUUAUAACAUCUCAAUCAAAUUCCCAAACCCAAAUUCCUUAAAAUCUAAGCAAUUUCAUUACUUAAUUUUAAUCAAAUUUUUAACAAAACUCUCUUUUUCUUCCCAUAAACCACAGAUCCAUAGUUUCUUCUUUCUCUCUCUCUCAUUUUCUCGAGAAAGUGAGGGAAAACGAUGGAGAAAAUGAACAAAGCUUUCGAGAAAGUGAAAAUAAUGGUGGGAAUGGAAGUGGAAGACGAAGAGGCACAAGCUGCUGCAUUGGAAAACGAAAGCUCCUUUGCUUUCAUGGAUGAUUUCAACCGCAACUGUACUCUGUCGAGAACACAGAGACUAUAUGGUUUUGCCAUAUGCUUUGCUGCUGGAGUAACCUGUACACUAUUGUCUAUGCUUGUUUUUCUCAAACCAAUAAAGUUUGGAAUAACAUUCACUCUUGGCAAUUUGCUUUCACUUGGAAGCACAGCAUUCCUCAUAGGUCCUAAAAGGCAAGUAUCGAUGAUGCUUGAUCCUGUUCGUAUUUAUGCAACAGCCAUAUACAUCGCAAGUAUGAUAAUUGCCUUGUUUUGUGCACUUUAUGUUCAUAACAAAUUACUGACAUUUCUUGCGAUUAUCUUGGAGUUUGGGGCACUAGUUUGGUAUAGCUUGAGCUACAUCCCUUUUGCGAGGUCCAUGGUUUCAAAGAUCAUGGUUUCAUGUUUUGACACCGAAUUUUAGGUUACUCAUUCAAAAGGCUAUAGCAUUCUAUGUUGAACUGCAUUGAUGAUACUGAGUAUACUUGCAAUCCUGAAGAAAUACUGUCGUAGAAAUACGAAUGGAUGGAUUUGAUUCAACCUUGCCUGCCCCUUUCCUUUUCUGGAGUCUUGUCUAGGUUCUAUUUGUUUGGUAGAAGUAAAAUCUUGUGCAUUUGUAUAAUGUUGUCGAUUAGCUAAUGUAAAGAGUUUUGUUUCUCUCGACCUCAUGUCCUUUCUUUGCUCUUUUUUCCUUUAAGUUGUUUUCAAAUGAUGAAAUCCCAGUGGUGCUCUCGACUGUGUCUGGAAUAGGACUUUUUUAGAAAAAUAAAAAAUAAAAUGAACUAAACUGAACCAAAACAUAUCGAAAAGAACUGAAUUGUGACGAGAAGUUCACAAAGAGAACUAGAUCAAAUUGUGAACAAUCCGUAACAGUUGAAUUCUUUUUGGUGCAGUUCAGUUUGUUUUAACGGUUCAAUUCUGUUAUGAUUAUUUUAACCAUUAUAAUACCUGGUUUUGGUUUGAUUUUUGUUAUUUUUAACAGUACAUUACUUAAUAAUGGCAACUUGUAUGGUUUGGUUCACAGAAUCAAUUUGAUUUGAAAAGGUACAAUUCAGGUUUCUGUAAAGGUAGUUUCAAUUCA